GAAGAAGAAGAAGAAGAAGAAGAGGGUUGGUUGUAGGGGGGAGGUGACGAUUAUAUAAACCAAGAAAAACGCGUUUGACCUGUCCUCGCCUCUCUUCGUAGACCUCGUCCACUCCUAGAGAGUUUCAGACUAUUCCACACCCAACAUACCCCGAGAAGAAGAAGAAAGCUUCUUCCUUUGUGUCCUAUACCCUCUCAGAGUGUCCUUGGUUUUUCAGUUUAUCAGGUUUCAGAAAUCUAAAGCAAUUCCGAAACACCCAUCUGCGCUUGUUCUUGUGUUUGGUUUCGGGUUUGGUCUAUUGACCUUCAGUCAAAUAUAUCAGAUUUUGGUCCGCCGUGCCGGCCAUGGCGGACAUAGUGAAGCAAAUUCUAGCCAGGCCGAUCCAGUUGGCGGACCAAGUGACCAAGGCGGCGGACGAGGCCAGCUCGUCGAAGCAGGACUGCCAGGAGUUGAAAUCAAAGACCGAGAAGCUUGCGGGUCUGCUCCGGCAGGCUGCCAGGGCCAGCUCCGACCUGUACGAGCGCCCCACGCGUCGGAUCAUCGACGAGACCGAGCAGGUACUGGAGAAGGCUCUGUCCUUAGUCCUGAAAUGCCGAGCCAACGGGAUAAUGAUGCGGGUCUUCACCAUUACCCCGACGGCGCAGUUCCGGAAAAUGUCGUCGCAGCUCGAGAAUUCGAUCGGCGACGUGUCGUGGCUGCUCAGAGUCUCGGCUCCGGCGGAUAUUCGGGAAGAUGGGUACUUGGGCCUGCCGCCCAUCGCGGCCAACGAGCCCAUUCUGGGCUUCAUUUGGGAGCAGAUCGCUAUUCUCCACACCGGCUCCCUCGAAGACCGAUCCGACGCGGCGGCGUCGCUGGUUACUUUAGCCAAGGAUAAUGACAGGUACGGGAAGCUGAUUAUUGAAGAAGGAGGAGUCGGGCCAUUGUUGAAAUUGAUCAAGGAGGGCAAGGUUGAAGGCCAAGAGAACGCUGCAGAGGCUCUGGGGCUACUCGGCAGGGACCCAGAAAGCGUGGAGCACAUGGUCAUUGCCGGAGUUUGCUCUGUGUUUGCCAAGAUUCUGAAGGAAGGGCCGAUGAAAGUUCAGGCGAUGGUGGCGAGAGCGGUGGCGGAGCUGGCAGGGCAUUACCCGAAAUGCCAGGAUUUAUUUGCGCAGCACAACACUAUUCGACUGCUUGUGAGUCAUCUUGCUUUCGAGACAGUUCAGGAGCAUAGCAAGUAUAGUGUGGCUUUCAAUAAGGCGACAUCGAUUCAUGCUGUUGUUGUGGCUACUAAUAAUUCGAAUGUCAAUCAUAAUCCGAAGAAGGCGAAUGAGGAUGAGGAGAAGCAGAUUCCUCAUCCUUUGGGGACUCGGCAGCCGAGUCAUAUGCACAAUGUGGUUGCUACUACCAUGGCAAUGCAGGGAGGGACUAAGGCUCCUCUACAACCUAUUAAUGGCACAGCUAAUGUGCCGACUCAAAUCAAUCAUACCAAGAGCAAUAGCAGCAACAAUGUGAGUUAUCAUUUGUCCCAUCAUAAUUCAGGAACAACCAUUAAGGGGAGGGAAUCGGAGGACCCUGCAACCAAGGCAAGUAUGAAGGCCAUGGCAGCACGAGCACUUGGACACCUAGCCAAGGGGAACUCGACCAUUUGCCGUAGCAUUACAGAAUCAAGAGCACUCUUGUGUUUUGCUGUGCUAUUAGAAAAGGGCCCUGAAGAUGUGCAGAAGUAUUCUGCCAUGGCAUUGAUGGAGAUUACAGGUGUGGCAGAGAAAGAUGCCGAGUUGAGAAGAUCAGCAUUCAAGCCUAAUUCCCCUGCCUGCAAGUCUGUCAUUGAUCAAUUGCUAAAGAUCAUUGACAAGGCAGAUUCAGACUCGGACCUCCUGAUUCCCUGCAUCAAAGCAGUUGGGAAUUUGGCCAGGACAUUUCGAGCAACAGAGACGAGGAUCAUUGGCCCAUUGGUGUGCCUUCUCGACGAGCGAGAAUCUGAUGUUACCAGGGAAGCCUCCAUUGCCCUCACAAAGUUUGCCUGUACAGAAAACUAUCUUCACCUCGACCACUGCAAGGCAAUAAUAGACGCUGGAGGCGCCAAACACUUAAUCCAGCUUGUGUACUUCGGGGAACAAAUGGUACAGAUUUCGGCUUUGGUUCUCAUGUGCUACAUUGCACUCCAUGUACCAGACAGUGAAGAACUUGCCCAGGCUGAGGUGCUCACUGUGCUCGAAUGGGCAUCCAAGCAAUCUUACAUGACCCAAGAUGAGACACUCGACACAUUGUUACAGGAGGCCAAGAGUAGAUUGGAUCUUUACCAGUCCAGGGGCUCAAGGGGGUACCAUGGAUUCAAUCACAAAACAUAGUGAUUCAUUCUUUAGUUUCUGUUUUUACCUUCUCAUGGAGUGUAUAUUCUUGUGUAACUUAGACCAUCCGCAAAUUAAAACCCUCUUUUUUUUGUUUUUCUUUUUGUUACUAUUUUUGGAUGGUUGGUGUUCACCAGAAAGUGAGUAACCCACUCCACCUCUUUCAGUAUUUUCUUACCCAAAGAGAAUAUGAACUAAUUUUUCCUGAUUUCA
Molecule: messenger RNA, 2543 nt
Organism: Argentina anserina (silverweed cinquefoil)
Lineage: Eukaryota; Viridiplantae; Streptophyta; Magnoliopsida; Rosales; Rosaceae
Exons: 1
Coding region: 345-2330 (661 amino acids)
Biological process (GO): cell surface receptor signaling pathway
Molecular function (GO): protein binding
Source: RefSeq, a predicted model, not a curated record